AUGAAGGCAGCCACGGCCCCUCCUCUGAGUUCCUCCUGCGCCGCUGCCACGUCAGGUGGGAGAGGGGUGUGCGGGGGCGCAGGGGCGGUGGAGGCUGCGACCCGGAGGUGGGAGGACUCCGCGCGCUGGGGGGGGUCGGAGGCUCGGUUAUCCCCGCCCACCGCGGGGCGGGGCGGGGCGCAGGCUCCGCGGCUCCGGGACCGCGCGCUCCUGGAAGCACCACCCGCUCCUCCGCGGCGCGGGCCCCUAGCGGAGCCUCCCAGGCUUCCUGGGCGCCUGCCCGGCCCGCGGCCGCCUCCUCCUUCCCCAGCCCUGCGGGGCCUGCCGCAGUCGCAGGCAGCGGAGCAGCGCGGAGCGCCCAGACCCCUGGUGGCGGUCCGUUCUCACCGACGACGCCCACCCAGCCUCUGCUCAGGUCCCUCCCUCAGGCCUCCCGCGCAUCCCACCUCGUCCUCCGGAGCCCCUCGCGCCUGACGUCCUCGCCCUCCGCCCCCUGCC
Molecule: messenger RNA, 498 nt
Organism: Mustela erminea (ermine)
Lineage: Eukaryota; Metazoa; Chordata; Mammalia; Carnivora; Mustelidae
Product: wiskott-Aldrich syndrome protein homolog
Exons: 2
Coding region: 1-474 (157 amino acids)
Source: RefSeq, a predicted model, not a curated record